Molecule: messenger RNA, 1707 nt
Organism: Cicer arietinum (chickpea)
Lineage: Eukaryota; Viridiplantae; Streptophyta; Magnoliopsida; Fabales; Fabaceae
Biological process (GO): chloroplast fission
Source: RefSeq, a predicted model, not a curated record
AUGUAACCCAUUAAGAUUUCAUUUCAUAAAUUAAAUUGAUGGAUGUUUUAAUGAUUAAAUAAAAUAAUUUAAAUUUUUAACUAAAUCGAAUGAACGUAACAUAUACGAAGUGAGUUUAAUGUGGGUUUUGAGUAGAUAAGGUAGAAUAGUUGCAACGGUUGUGUUGUGUUGUGUUUGUGAUAAUGGCUUCUUCCACAUCAAUUCAUUGCUCUGUUUCACUUCCUUCACUUCCCAAACUCACCAAUUUCAAAACCAAUAAUUUCUUCUCUUUCAAUCCAACAAACCCUAACUCCAUUCUCUCAUCAUCCCUCUCCACCGUCAGAUCCUCCGCUUCUUCCUCUUUCUCCUCAACAGCAUUCGAAGAUACUGCUAUGAGCAUUGAUAACUUACGCCGCUUCUUCAACAUCAAUAUCGGAAAAUGGAACGGCUCUUUCUAUCAAUUUGAUGCUGGUGGGAAGCUGUUGCAACGAGUGAGUACUAAGCUUUCUGUUAGUUCUUAUGGGGAAGGUGAACUCAUGAGUCUCAUUCAAUCGCUUUAUAUUAAACAACCUUCAUCAAACACUUCAAUUUCUGGAGACGAUGAUGAUACGGAAUGGGCAGAGUACAAAAUUAAAGAAACCAACAUGUUUACUGUUGACAAGUAUCAACAAAUAGGCUUUUUUCCAUCCGAGAAGGCAUUUGCAUUGAGGUAUCAAACAGCUGGUAUGUUGGAAACUGUAUUAAGGCAAGGGGUUCUUGGAGAAGAUGACACUGGUGAAGAAUCACCUAGAAAUCUCAAGCUUCCCUCUCGUCGACCUUCUAUUGUAUGUGAGAAUUGCCUGUACUCUCUGCAGAGAGAUAUGCGAGCAAGAGCCUUUCAUAUUUUGGAGCCAAAGGGCACGGUUGAUAUGCUUAUCAUCUUCCUAGAGGAAAGAAGUGAAGGGUCUCCGCCUCCUCUACUUGACACUUCUAGGGAGUCGGAGAAUAGGAUUACACCCUUUCUUGGUAAAUGGAAAGGUCAUUCUGUUACGAAGCGAAGUGGUGUCUAUGGAUCUACAAUUGCUGAAGCUGAUACAGUUGUGUUACAUGAGAUGAAUGACAAUGGCCAACUUAUUCAGGAUGUUACUUGUACAUCUGAUGGAGCAAAUGUUACCACCAAUGUGCAUUGGACUGGCACAAUAUCAGACAAUUUAGUCACAUUUGAUGGUGGUUAUCAGAUGAUACUAUUGCCUGGCGGCAUGUACAUGGGAUGUCCUUAUGAUGUUGCAAAAAGUGUAGCACAAUCAAAAUCUUUCCAUUUGGAGUUCUGUUGGUUGGAGACACCAGAUAAGAGACAAAGACUGGUUCGCACGUAUGACGUGGAAGGCUUGGCUGUCUCAUCUACUUAUUUUGUUGAGACUAAAUUGUGAACCCGCUUUUAUCUUUUUCACCUUUUAUAUUUUUAAUAGUGAAGAUUGCCCAUAUAAAACUCAUUUACAUUUUGCAUAACUUUCAUCCAUUGAUUGAAUAUGAUUGGUUAAUAUAUUUAUUGAGCUUUUGAUGUGAUGUAGUUUAGAGCUCAAGGAAAUGUUUGUGCUUGUAAGUUGUAGCUUUAUUUGAUUAUCCUUCUCACCUUCUGUAAUCAUUAUUUGUCGAAGAUUCGCCUGUAAAUUUGUAAUCUGGUUCAACCAAAUUUCUGGUCCAACCAAAUUUCUGGUCCUAUAUUACAGAAAAAUUGCAAUUCCUCAA